GAUAAAUCGGAAACGAGGUGAAAAUAGUCUCGGAAAAUACAAACAAAAAAGCGGCUCAAUUUACCAUUGUCGCUCUAUCUAUCUGCUAUUUACGAUAUAGACAAGAGAUAUGCGUGGCUUGGAAGAGAGUGGAGACACUCUCAGUCACCUCGGCUACAAUGCUAGAGAUCGUAUAGGCCAUGCUUGGCAAGGCUUUGUCGAUUUUGCGAUGCGAGAAAAUGUACUGGAGGUCGCAAUUGGUUUAAUGAUUGGCCAAGCUUUUACCAAGGUUGUUACAUCUUUCGUCUCCGAUGUGAUACUUCCGAUAAUUUCUUUACUGCCUUUCAUUCAUCGAAAUCUUGAUGAGAAAUUCGCGGUUCUGAAACAGGGGCCAAAUUUUGACUCAGAACGGGGCUACAACACGCUCGACCAGGCCCGUAGUGAUGGGGCUCUUGUUAUGGCUUACGGGGCUUUUUUAAAUAAUAUCAUUAGUUUUCUUGGCGUGGGCAUCGUACUAUAUGGACUCGCCCAUUUCUAUGUUUUGAUCUCACAUGACGGGUCCAUGAUCAAGAGAAUGGUGAAGUGCAAGUAUUGCAAGAAGUGGAUAAACCGCAAGGCACAUCGAUGUGUAAACUGCUCUAGCUGGCAAGACGGGAGGGAAGAGAUUAGACCGUCAAGCUCUGAAAGCGAGGGUAACUAA
Molecule: messenger RNA, 679 nt
Organism: Talaromyces proteolyticus
Lineage: Eukaryota; Fungi; Ascomycota; Eurotiomycetes; Eurotiales; Trichocomaceae
Product: putative ion channel
Exons: 4
Coding region: 110-679 (189 amino acids)
Biological process (GO): monoatomic ion transport; intracellular water homeostasis
Molecular function (GO): mechanosensitive monoatomic ion channel activity
Source: RefSeq, a predicted model, not a curated record